Penicillium cosmopolitanum is the source of this 1563-nucleotide messenger RNA. RefSeq lists its product as uncharacterized. NCBI's taxonomy places the organism in Eukaryota, Fungi, Ascomycota, Eurotiomycetes, Eurotiales, Aspergillaceae. Gene Ontology annotation, molecular function: mRNA binding. The coding region runs from base 1 to 1563 and encodes 520 amino acids. Gene Ontology annotation, cellular component: nucleus; cytoplasm. The transcript is spliced from 9 exons. The record is from RefSeq and is a predicted model, not a curated record.
AUGUCUGAUUACCCCGACUCUGACCGCAUCAUGCAGCGUGAGAGGUCUCGUUCACCCCGUCGUCGUUCUUCCCGCAGUCCCAGACGAAGCCGUCGCUCGUACUCCCCGCGCAGCCGCUCUCGCAGCCGUGGUGACCGUGGUGACCGUGGUGACCGAGGUGAUCGUAACGACUAUCGUCGCAACGACCGCCGUUCGCGAUCGCCUUUGAGUGCUUCUGGUGCUGCUGGAUCGUCCGGCUCGCCUUACGGUGGACGCAGUGGUUACGCGCCGAAACCUUUUGAAAAUCGCUCUCACAACAAAGACAAUAUGAUGCAAUCCGUGCGCGACUCGUCCCAGCAAGACCGCCGUGUCUAUGUCGGCAAUCUUUCUUAUGAUGUGAAAUGGCAUCAUCUCAAAGACUUUAUGAGACAGGCUGGAGAAGUUCUCUUUGCCGAUGUGUUACUACUUCCAAAUGGAAUGUCGAAGGGAUGCGGGAUUGUGGAAUACGCUACGAGGGAGCAAGCACAAAAUGCUGUCAACACUCUCAGCAACCAGAACCUGAUGGGUCGUCUCGUUUACGUUCGCGAGGACCGUGAGGCCGAGCCUCGAUUCGUCGGUGGUCCGCCCCGUAACGACUUCGGUGGAGGUGGUGGUGGCCGAGGUGGUUUCGGCGGCGGUGGCUUCGGCGGACCCCCUGUUCCCCGCCAUUCCGUCUAUGUGGCGAACCUUCCUUUCGAAACUGCCUGGCAAGAAGUGAAGGACCUUUUCCGUGACGCUAUCGCACAGGGUGUCGCCCCAGGUCGCGAUCUCCACGUCGACCUUCACUACGAUCAUGGUCGCUUUAAGGGAUCCGGUGUUGUGCACUUCGACAAUGAAGGCGAUGCACAGAACGCCAUUGCCAUGUUCAAUGGCCGGGACUGGCACAACCGUGUUCUUGAGGUUCGCCCCGAUCGUUUCGCGGGUGUCCCACGUGGAGGCUUUGGCGGCGGCCGUGGUGGCUUCGGUGGACGCGGUGGAUUUGGCGGCCCUCGCGGCGGCUUUGGCGGUCCCCCUGCCUUUGGUGGUCGUGGUGGUUUCGCUGGCCGCGGCGGCUUUGGCGGUGGGUUCCGUGGUGGUUUCAAUGGUGCUCCCGCCUAUGGCGGCGGCGGCGGCGGCAACUUCCAGGCUGGGCCUGCCACUCCCGGCAACGAGUUUACCGAUGGAGUCACCGGUGGUGGUGACAAGAACUCGGAUAUCUACGUCAGCAACCUUCCAUGGGUCACUGAGAACGGUGACUUGACCGAGCUCUUCAAGACCAUUGCCCAGGUGGAGCAUGCUGAGAUCCAGUAUCUUCCCGAUGGUCGCUCCAAUGGAACUGGCGUUGUUCGAUUCCAGAGCGACGAGAUGGCCGAGAAGGCAAUUGAUACUUUCACUGGCUACCUCUAUGGUCAACGUCCCCUGGGAAUCACCUUUGCCAAGCGCAAUGCCCGAUCGGGGCCCGAGGGCCAGGGAGACUCCGGGGACAUGAUGGGUGGAAUGGACCACCAGGUUCCCCAGGACCAGAUGAUGGAGCCAACGGGCAUCACUCAGGACCAGAUCAUGUAA